GGCGGCGGGCUCCCAACUCCUCUCCGCCUCCAAGGAGCGCUUCCCGGGCCAGUCGGUCUAUCACAUCAAGUGGGUCCGCUGGAAGGAGGAGAACACGCCGGUCAUCACCCAGAACGAGAACGGGCCCUGCCCGUUGCUGGCCAUCAUGAACGUGCUACUCCUGGCUUGGAAGAUUAAACUGCCACCAAUGAUGGAAAUCAUAACAGCCGAACAGCUGAUGGAAUACUUAGGAGACUAUAUUCUUGAUGCAAAGCCUAAAGAGAUAUCUGAAAUUCAGCGUGUAAAUUAUGAGCAGAAUAUGAGUGAUGCAAUGGCGAUUCUACAUAAGUUACAGACGGGUCUGGAUGUCAAUGUGAAGUUUACAGGUGUACGAGUAUUUGAAUACACACCUGAAUGCAUAGUGUUUGAUCUUCUUGAUAUCCCUUUGUACCAUGGAUGGUUAGUGGAUCCUCAGGUUGCUGACAUAGUAAAAGCAGUUGGUAACUGCAGUUACAAUCAGCUCGUGGAGAAGAUAAUUUCUUGUAAACAGUCAGACAACAGUGAACUGGUUAGUGAAGGAUUUGUAGCUGAGCAAUUUCUAAAUAACACAGCUACGCAGUUGACAUACCAUGGACUGUGCGAGUUGACUUCAGCUGUCCAGGAGGGAGAGCUUUGUGUGUUCUUCAGGAACAACCAUUUUAGCACCAUGACCAAAUACAAGGGUCAGCUUUACCUGCUAGUGACAGACCAGGGCUUUCUUACAGAAGAGAAAGUUGUCUGGGAAAGCUUACACAAUGUGGAUGGCGAUGGAAACUUCUGUGAUUCUGAAUUCCACCUACGGCCUCCAUCAGACCCCGAAACUGUCUACAGAGGGCAGCAGGAUCAAAUAGAUCAAGAUUAUCUGAUGGCAUUGUCUCUACAACAAGAGCAGCAGAAUCAAGAGAUCAACUGGGAGCAGAUCCCAGAAGGAAUCAGUGAUCUAGAGCUGGCAAAGAAGCUCCAGGAAGAGGAGGACAGGAGAGCUUCUCAGUACUAUCAGGAGCAAGAACAAGCAGCUGCCCAGGUCCAGCAGGUGCAAGGUGCUGCUUCUCCAGCAAGUGGAAGACAAUCUGGGAGUAAUGAACGCAAACGUAAAGAGCCUCGAGAGAAAGAGAGAGAAAAAGAGAAGAACAGCUGUGUUCUCUUGUAAUAGAAAAUGGAUUUAGUCCGGAGCCAAGUGCAUGUCCUCAGAAGCAAAAACAAGGAAUAAAAAGGAAGACAAACCCGUUACAUGCCGCCUGUGCCUGAUUACCCCAUGGAUUUUGUUCACGUUUCCAGAGAGGAUGGGUGACUUUGUUACAAUCAUACAGACUUUCUUCAAAGUCCUAGUGCGUGCUGCUCAAGAUGGAUUUCCAAACCACAGUUGGAUGCGGCUGUGCUUUGAGUUAGUCAUAAUAUUGCACCUUGUAGCUGAACACACAAAUCAUGGCAAGUUUUGUGUCAUAGUGACAUCCAUUACUCAUUACAUCAGCUAUUAAGCUAUUUUAUCUUCUACUCUAAACAAAGGAGGUAAUUUGUUUUGUGUAAGACUUUUUGCUGAAGUCUGUACACUAGCACAACAGAAUUCUGUGUUACUUACAUGGUAUGAAACUAUAUCUUAGCCUGGGUAUAGUCUUCAUGACACAAGAGCCCGAAUAACAGCUGGGCACUGCCUCCUCAAUGUGUCCAGAUUUCUUUGCUUCUGGAUCUGGUAUGUUUGGUUUUCUGAACCCAGAUUUAUACUGUGUUACUGCUAUCAUUGCACCUCCUGGCCAGCUUUCUUGCCCCAAGAAUACAUGACUUGAUAGGCAUCAUACAAAAAAUUGUCAUAGAAAAUGGGGCAUUUAUUAAUAAGCAAGACAAAUAUUGUUUGCUUUUCUUGCAAUUACAAACUGGGUAUGGCAACUCAGAUGUUAUCAGGGUUAAACAAGUAAUUUUAUAGGUAACUUCCUUUUCUUUUAGUAUUUUUUCUCUUGUAGGUAAACUGGACCAGAUAAGUUCUUAUUUAUUGACCUCUCCAUGUGAUAGUUGAAUGAUGAGAGGAAACUAAGGUCUAUAAUAAUCAUUAUUCUAUGUAAGAAUGCAGAGUUAAAAUAACUAACUAUCUGCCUUUUUUCCAGAAGUACCUUGAACUUUAACAUGACGUUAACAUGUCCACUUGUAUAUUUAAGCAGGUGUACUGUAGUUAAAACACUUUUUUUUGUUUGUUUUAUAAAUGAUGUAUCCUUAAAAAGCACACUUCUGAAGGGUGGGAGAGAAGCUAGGCUGCUCUCUAAGAUUGUUUGGAAAGGUGGUCAGGUGUAAUAUUUUGUUUUUUAAAUCACUAAUUUAGAAUUUUUGGAAACCACAUUUUUCUAAUUUAUGGGAACCAAAUAAACAUGUUGCGUCUUGUAGUAUUUAUAGAAUACAGAAAAAGAACACUUGCUGAAUUUUGAGGGAACCACAAAUCUUCCUCCACUUCCAUUAAGUGAAUAACAAAUACCUUCUUGCUGAACCUUUUUGAUAAAAAAUUUCUAUUUAGCAAUUUAUAGAUACUUUUGAAAAAGGCUGCUUCUCCUGGACAAGUUCUGUAUUCAUGCUCUAAGCCUGGGUAAGUGCAUUAGAAUGCGAUAAUCUGGGAAAGAUAAGGCAGCCAGGUGGAAUAUGACAUUCCUGGUUUCAGGGGUUUGGAGAAUGCCUGUAAGAGAGAGGGUGUCUAAACACAAAGUCACUGGUAAAAAGCUGCUUUACAGUUAUUUCAAGCAGUCUUGCUGCAGUGAUGGGAAGCAGUCAUCACAUAAGUAUGUUACAAACCUAGAAUGAAAAUUAGACAGAUAAAGGAAGAAUGUCUUAUAAACUAAAAGGCCAGUUUGUAUAACUUUUUUCUUCCAUGCCUUUUUCUUGUUUGUUUGAUUUUUUCCACUUUUGUUACAAUUUCCCUUUUAUAAUAAUGAAGUAAUGACCAGUAGGAGGUGUCUGAUACUCAAACUGUAAAUUUAAAAAUUUCUCUAUUCUCUAGAAAAGUCAUGCCCAGAAAAGUAAUUUUAAUACUUAAUGUAUGCAGUUCAGAUAAUUUUCUAUGUCAAAGCAAAGGUUGACGUCUUUUUUCCUUUGCAGCAGCCUAACUUCUUCAAACAAAUUAAUGUGAUGGAGGAUCACCAACAUGACUUAUCUACUUUAAGCAGAUCAGAAAAUAUUCCAAUAGUGUCAAUAACAAAGACUUUAAGCCAGAAUGUUGUUUAAAAACAUUCUGUUACUAAGAUUUUUCCAAAUUUGUGUAUUUACAUUUAUUUAUUGACCUUGAAAAAUAAAUAUGUCGAGUUAAGUGUUUGUUAUCUUAUUAUUUUCAGUGACAGUAUUGCCACUUUAAAUUCCUUUUUGAACAAAUUUAGCUGGAAUAGGCAUUGUGGCUAUUGAGUAUUUGCCUAAGAUACUUGCUCAUAUUAGAAGAAUUCAUGUAACUUUUCCAGUUUCAGACAGAUGUGCCUGAAACCUGGUAUACUGUAGUUACAGUAAAAUUGUCAUUUGGUCACAAAGGAAGAAGAGUUAAAUGUCAAUGCUCAUCAUAAAGUCUGAACUCCCAGAUAAUUCAGUUUUUCUUUUAAUAAAGGAGUAAAGAGUUUCAGGUUAUUUGAGAUAAGAGGCAUGCUAUGCAAACAGUUUUCUGUUAAUAUCCUUUUUUCUUUACAGGUCUUGAAGCUUUGGAAAAAAGGUAAAGAAUUCCUGAAAUUUAGGGCAUUGUUCUGCAUGAGUUGAGCUUGUUUGUUAGUGGCAAAAGUUACAAGCAGAUGAGCUUGUUAAUAUCCAAAAUGAAAUACAUCUGGAAGCUUAAUCUAUACCCUCCUGUGACUAACCAUUCCAAAAGCAACUGUCACAGUUGGUAUCUAUGACAGUAUUUGAUGAUCAAAAAAACUGAACAGAAUUGCUUUUAUCUGUAACAGUCAGCUUGGAAAACAAUAUUACAAAGCACUCAUGGAGUACCAGAAAGACGAUGUCUACUUCUGACUAUUCAUAUGCACUUUUUGAAGCUCGUUCUGGCAAAAGGGUACAGAUUUAUACUUUAAAUCUGUUUAUACAACUUAGCAUGCACAUGCUCCAAAUAACUACAUAAUAUAUAUGAAACUGUCCAGAAAAGUAGAGUAGAACUUGUUUUCCACUAGAUAAAAGCUAGCGCAGAAAACAGAAUCAUAGAUAUUUUUGUUGUCGUCGUUGCAUUGUAGUUGUGAAAUAAAAAAUGCUAAAUACAAGUAUUCUUAAAAUUAGCCAAAAAUUGAGCACUGCCAUAGUGAUAAAUGUUUUUCUAAAAGGCACUUUUUAAAUGCUCAAAUAUACCACUUUUCUUGUGAUGUUUAUAUGGAAUCUGUGACUCAACGAAGCAGAUCCAAAGGAAGAUUCUAACACCAGAGGAUGAAAUCAGCAUUCCUGAAAAUUCACUUAAACACAAUGCAAAAAAAUAUAUUUUGUAGCUAGCCAUCUAGUUAAUCUAAUAAAGCGUGUGUUCAGAUUGUCUUCACAGAGCUCUUCUUGUGGAUCACAGGCACACGAGCUGAAAGUGAAGCGUAUGCUCUGCUGUGUACACUUGCCUUGGAUUGCCAGUCAAUCUCCACACUCCUUUUUGGUAUUUCACGUUAUUGUCAAAUGUUUCUUCAAACUUGUGUACACAAGUUCAUGAAAAAAUUUUCCAGUAUGUAAUAAAAGGUAAUUUGAGUUCUUCAAAUUGAAUCUUCUGGUGUAUUCAGCAGGAAAUACUUGAGUAAAAAGUGAAGCUGGUGUACUUUGAAGCGAACCUUUCUUUCCUGCUCUAGUAGCUCUAUAACCCAAAGCCAGCUCAUUGCUUAGAUCGGCUUUCUUACCAUUAGGAUGCUUAUCAUAGCCAAUUGCUGAAGUUUAUACAAAGUACAUCCUUAAAUACAACAUAAUUAAGAGCUGUAUUUAUUUUAUGUAAAAGUAGACUUUAAGGCUGUAACCUUAAACAGCAGCUGACCCGGGAAAUGCAAGUUAAUUAAUGCAGUAUCCUCAUUAGAAAGCGUAUUAGAGAAAAGCAAACCUGACAAGCCUUAGUUUGGUUGCAAUAUCACGCUCCCAUUUUUCCAUCUAUGCUAUGAUAGCAAGACCUUGGUGACCAGAAAAAUGUGACAGUGAGAAAUGUUCCUAUAGUCCAACGACAGCACAUGUCACAUUUGUGUGAGAACUUAACCAUAGGCGUGUUACCUCGUGAGUCAGUGCAGUUCCUCUCUAAGCACCCCUGGCAAUAGCCUCUCGGCAGCCGUGUUCUGAGUGAGAGAACCUGGGGAGAUCAAUGACGUGCUCUCACACGAAAGCAUUUACACAGAAAUCUAUUUGAUGUUUAUUUCCAUAGUGUUUCCAUACAGCUCCUGCUGCUUCACAGCUUGUUCUUACGGUUGUCCAGUGGAAAAGCAACAUAAAUUUAAGCUCUAACUGUCAUCUGCUGCGAUGAGGAAGAAGUGCUGUAGAGGAAUGCUGAGGAGGAGAGACAGGCUGGAACUUAGAGGUCCGUGUACUACCUUUUGAGAUUGUAUAGGAGAUUUGUCCUUAAUUUUGCUGUUAUUUUAGACACAAAUAGCUGUAGCACAGCAUGCAGUGGCCAGAUCUUCUCACCCAGGUAAUGAAUUAUGUCAUGGGGGUUGGCAGUGUCUGUCCCUGCACAGGCUGUUCCUCACUCAUAAUGCUUCUAGGUCAAGACUGGCUGUUCUGCCCCUCUAAUAACUGAAAAUAUUUUUAUUAAAUGUCAGUUCUCUACUGUUCUAUUUUGGCGAUUAAGUCAGCUCUAUCACUGUGAGCUCUCCUGACCUGGAGAGGCAGCUCUAGAAAACUUGCUGAAACCUAAAGGUUCUUUACUGCCCUUACAGUUCCUCUUCUGGUUUGUAGGAUCACUGGUGCUCACAUGUUGAACUGAGCAAUUCCUUGGGCUUUCAGGUUAAGAACUUUAGUUCAUUAUCUUUAGAAGUCAAGAUCCAAUGUUUACCUCUCUUUGACAGCAUAGAAAAUUUAAAAAAAAAAAAAAAAGCUAGGUUUGGGAAACCCACAGGGAACAACUUAGAAAAGUUUCAGUAAUCAAAUCAACUGAAAGGUUUGCUGGCUUAGUAUAAACAGUAUGCUUGCAAAAUAAUUUAUUGUAACAAUAUGAUGAAAAUAAAGGCAUCUGUUUCUCUAAAUGUAGUCUGCUGCUAAAACAUGAAAUAAGGCACUGCAGCUGCUUUCCUUCACUGGUCAAGUCCUGCAUUGAAGGAAGGCGGUGGUGGUGGUGUGGCAAACAGUCUUGCUGGGGCCAAAAGUGAGUGAAACAUGAUUGUUCGAUACAGUCAAACAUUAUGCCAAAUGUAUAUAUACAGAUUUUGGGACUGGACAGGGACACAAACUCAUGGAAGUUUUAUAUUUCUUUAAUUAAUCUCUCCAGAACUGUCUUCUAGUGCUGACCCACUUUCAGUUUAGGUCCCAUCCAGCCUAAGUGAUACUUGUUGUGAAGCUCAGAAAUACGAGACGGGAUCUAUCAGUGUCUCAGGAGAAGAUGCCUUCAGCUCAUACAAACUCAGUUCUCCAUCAGAGCUGGAUGGAGUGAUGUGAUACUGAGUCUGCUUCAACUUGAACUUCAUGUUCUCUUUUCUUGUCGAAGCAAUUAGUAAAACUUGCAUAGCUUUUUGAGUUAAAUCUUCAGCUAUAACGUUUUAAAGUUAAGAUAAUGCUAAGCAGUCUUGAAAAUUUCACCUGAUGUAGUUUAGCAUUUUUAGAUUUCUUCUAAAUGUGUUUCAGAAUAAGCUUCUGUUGACUUUUGUGCUGGUUCACUGGCACAUGCAAGGAAAGGGUCAAAAUUGCAAUUAGAAGAAACCACUGUGUCAGUAAACUUAAAUCAGUCUGAGUAAUGGGUACAUGCUGGGUUUGGCAUCUCUUGUUUUGGGGAACUCCAAAAUAACAAUAUGAAAACAGACAGUUUUUCCCCUUUAUAUGAACAGACCAUAUCUAGUCAUUAAUAUUUGUAUCAAAUAGUUUUUCUUAGGUCUUGCUUACGCUGUCCAGUCUGUGAGGCUGAUGAGCUCCUGUUUGUGCUUGUGAUGCAGUGACUGCUGCUGAGCGCUCAGAAAUAACACUGACCAGACCAGGAUUUGCACUCACCCACUCUGGUGCUCUUGAAUACAAGAGCCGUAGAACCACUAAAGGAAAACUCUAAAUAAAGCUUUUUACCAUUACCAAAACGUUCUAUUUGGCAAUGGUAAAUUAUAAAAGUUAAUGGAAAUUAUAAAAUCAGAUGUAAGAAAAUGUUAGCGCUGUUUCAGGUUGCACUCUCUGAACGCCGGCUGAGCAGGAGUUUGAAGAUGAGCUGUGAGAGCAGCUACUGGGGAAAGGUGCUCCCAGCUGGUGUCCCCUUCCCUUCCUGACAGAGCAGUUUGCCCAGGUGUCACCGUGCCAUCUGUAGCUAGUGUCAUGCUGGGGACGUGGUGAGAUGGACUUCUCCAUGUCAGGUAUGAAUUCCAAAUACCUGUUGUCAUUAAUGACAACAUACUAUGAUUUAUUAUCUGUGCCAGCUAUAAUAAAACUAUCCUGAUUAUUCCUGCCCAUGCUGUAAGUGUACAUGCUGUUGUGAAAGAAAUACAGAAAAUUAGAUUAAUGCUUUCCUAACAGACUUUGAGACUACCUUGAAACAUUCUUUGUAAUACCAUCUUUCCCAGUCUUAGGAAAUUAAAGACUGCAGAAAAGUUUCUGAAGAACUCUAAUGAUUUGACACAAUGUUUUACUUGUCUUGUAGUAUGUCUAUAAGGAACAUAAUAUUAUUUAAAAAAAAACCCCAAACACCUUAAGAUUUGAUUUUGUAAGAUAACAGUGUAUUUUGCUAUAUAUGUUGCAGUCACCUUUUAGAACUAUCGUCAGACUGCUUCAUCAGUAGCAAACCUACGCUGUACAAACUUCACCAGGAUUUAACAAAUAUUAGGAAAAGAAUUAUUUCUAAACAAAAGAACGCAAUGUUUUGGCUUUUUACUAUCUUGCCUUGUGAACUGCAAUAGUGAACAGUUCUGGACUGCCUCAGUCACAGUCAUUCGUGGUGGCUGGAUGCCUCUUGGCAUCCUUUGAAACUUUGGGAGCAGCAUUGCAACACUUAGCACUUGUCCUAAAUCUUCUUUUAUUAAGUAUCUACUCAGUCCAGUUCACGUUACUGGAUACAGCCAGAAGGCACAUGGUGUUUCAUUGUAGACUUACACAAGCCAAUUUCAUAAUUUACUUAACAUUUUUCAUAGUUAAUUACCAACACGUUAGCUCUGCAAGCAGAGAGCUGGGAGAAGCAACUGCCUGUACUUCCCACUGCGGUGGGAGCUUCCAGAGGUGCAGAGGAAGCUGGUGACCAGUACUAGGCUUCUGAAAAAUCUCAGACCAAAUAGGAAAGUUCCAUCUAUGCUGUUUCUACCAUAUAUUUUUUUAAGAGGAAAGCUACUGUUUGAUUAUUCUGUGCAUUUUUAGGAAAAAAAAAAAAAAAAAGCUCAGUUUUGAAUUUAACUGUGAUUUUGCUAGCUUUUCAGCAUGUGACCUGUUAAGCAUUUUGUGCCUAUUUUCAAUGGAACUUCAUUUUUUCUCUGCAGUAUUUUGGUGUCAGGGCAUCAACUGGUCUCUUAAUUUUAGGGCUUUUGUUAUUGCAGUUUAACCAGAGCCAAAAGAAGCUGGUUUGUAUUAAUUACUGGUUUUGUUUACAAUUGCGUUUUAGUGAAAUCCUUCAGCCUGACAGUUCAAAACCAGGUCCUGUGUGAGAUGAGUAACAGUGUGGGGAUUUGGCCAGUUGCAGCCCUGGUAGACUUUACAAUAGAGUCGUAUUUACUAUAGGAAAAUGUUGCUGUGGAAAUAAAAUCCUUCUUUUGCUUGGAACAGUAUAGUAGCUGCUUGUCUUUGAGACCACUGCAGAUACAGUGAACCAAUGAACCUGCUUGUGAAUUUUUUAACUACUUACAGUUCAGCAUUUGCAUUUUUUUUUAUCAUGAAUAGUUGAAAUAAUUACACAUUUGCAUUUCGUAUACUCGGUUUCCAGCAGUAUGCUUGCAUUUCUAGGUUUCUAACAUGCUUUCUCUUUGAGGCUGGGAGGCAAAAAUAACUUUUGAGAACCCAUUGGUAACUCUUUACAUUAAGCUGAAGAGUGUGACUGGUGCCACAGUCACAGCACAGAGGUUCAGCCAACGAGCGGGACGCUGGGUUUGACACAGCCUGUACCUGCAAAAGGAAAGCUGGGAACGCUCCCCCCGGCCCCUGGCAGAUCCCGUCUGACAAAUGAUGGCACCCGUCACUGGCUUUUUCCCCUAUAUUUUGGCAGUGUGUAAUCACUGUUUACAGGUCACGCCUCAAAGGAUGUGAUAGUGGUACUUAAAUAGAAAGUGUCAAGUGUCUUGUGCUGUCCCAGAGAAAUAAAACCUACAUCUGUUGCUACUUGCUCAGCACUAGUUCUUCCACAGCCACUGAAUGUAACUACCUUUCAGUUACUGGCUUUAUAAGGGAGUGAACAAUGCAGCAUCACUUCCUUCACAAUAACCUGGCAGAGCUUUAAUGUUAAAUGACAGACUUUUGGGUUAUCUUUCAUAUUACAGCUUUUAGUAAAAGAUGUUCUUAUCAAAGUUUUCAUAAAUAAUUUUUGAUUAUCCUUUUAUCUGGUGAAUAGAUGCACAGCUAUUAUUUGUACAGCUUUUGAUAAUCACCUUUUACAUACCUAUGUAAGCUUAUUAAAAGAAACUACAGAUGAAGCAUGCAAAAAUAAAUCCUGAAGAAGUUGCCCCUAGUUCUCCAUUGUUAAGUAUUUGUUACCACGUUAAUUGUUUUGACAAUGAAAUUCUAAAUAAUAAUAAAAACCCCAUCCCUACGUAUCUUAGGAAGGUUUCAAAAGACUUGCACGUUAGUAAUGUCUUCAGGAUGCCGUGCGCAGACCUGUCAGAGCUGUGCAGUUGCUGCGUUACAGCAGAGUGUGGUUGUGAGCCUGUUAGCACCUAAUGGGUUAUCUUGAUCUUGCUACCUGCUUUUAAAAGGAAAUGUAAAAAUAAGAGCUAACACAAGCUACUGUGGAUCUACCAAGAGAGGGGAGAAGUUAAAUUUUUAGAAGUUGUAUUUUAGAAGUGCAUGACAUGAUUAACUUGAGUCAUGCGGUAUCGCCUGUACCAAUUACGGGAGUGAAAUCCUUUCCAUUGUGUUACCCCCUUACCCAACACUGUAAUGGCAUCCACGAGGUCAACUACUGAAUGUUUUGCAUUUUAAAAGCCUUAAUUGUUUAUAUUGUAUUAAUGUGUUUUUAAGACUAUAAGGAAACAACAUUUUCCUUGUAAAUUGUUAAAGUAAUUUUGAACACUUCAAUAAUUUUCAGAGAAGUCUACUUCUGUAUAUUAACACCCCUUUUUGUUUGUGUACCGCAAAGAAAAACUGUUUAAACUCUUGUUACCUUUUAAAGUGUCUGCAGUUAUAUCAGCCUCUCUGUAGUUUAAGGUCUUUACCCUGAUGAGAUUUAUUUUGGUUAACAGUCUUCUGAAAUUCAUUGUAUGUAAAUAAAUUUAAGUGAGUAAACUUAAAUAAACAUUUCAUUUAGGUAUUUAA
Messenger RNA from Calidris pugnax (ruff), 10545 nucleotides. RefSeq names its product family with sequence similarity 63 member B (gene MINDY2). The record is from RefSeq and is a predicted model, not a curated record. The transcript has 9 exons. Gene Ontology annotation, molecular function: K48-linked deubiquitinase activity; cysteine-type deubiquitinase activity; cysteine-type carboxypeptidase activity. Gene Ontology annotation, biological process: protein K48-linked deubiquitination. Bases 146 to 1168 code for a protein of 340 amino acids. NCBI's taxonomy places the organism in Eukaryota, Metazoa, Chordata, Aves, Charadriiformes, Scolopacidae. Gene Ontology annotation, cellular component: cell periphery; cytosol.